Molecule: messenger RNA, 945 nt
Organism: Kluyveromyces lactis
Lineage: Eukaryota; Fungi; Ascomycota; Saccharomycetes; Saccharomycetales; Saccharomycetaceae
Gene: ATX2
Product: Mn(2+) transporter ATX2
Exons: 1
Coding region: 1-945 (314 amino acids)
Biological process (GO): transmembrane transport; zinc ion transport
Cellular component (GO): membrane
Molecular function (GO): metal ion transmembrane transporter activity
Source: RefSeq, a predicted model, not a curated record
AUGUCUCAGCUGCUAGAACCUUUACUUUCGGCAGUAUUCCUAUUCUUUGCGACAUUAGGAACGGGGCUUAUCCCGGUGAUGUACAUGAGUAAGCUAGCUGAGAAGGGAGACUCUGGCAUGGGGUACUUGAAGUAUGUGUCUGAUUUCGGUAUUGGUAUGUUGUUAGGUACUUCUUGUUUACUAGUGAUACCGGAAGGUGUCGAGAAAUUCGGUGAUAAGGGUGGCCGUGGGUUUGGGAUCAGUUUGUUAUUGGGAUUCAUGAUUCUAUAUGGACUAGAUAGGUUCUUACAUGCACUGCAAGCUGGUCACAUCUUAAGUGGUUCGUUUGAUGCUUCUGCUGCGCCUGAUCCUCUUGAGAGGAAUAUCGAUUUGAUCAAUCCAAGGAAGACGGUGCCAUUUAUCUUAACGAACAAUAUCGUAUUCGCGUUGGUAAUCCAUGCAUUCUCUGAUGGACUGGCGUUGGGGAUUGCCGAAUCCUACGAUUCGUUGAAAUUCGUGAUGUUGAUCGCCAUUAUUAUACAUAAAAUUCCUGCGACGCUUUCCUUGACGGGGAUUAUGAUUUCGAAACAGAGAUUACCCAAACUACAAGUAAUCUCUAAUCUUAUUGCAUUCAGUAUAUCCACACCGUUCGGGUUGCUAUUCGUGAUCCUGAUGAGAUUCGUCAGCAAGGACCUAAUCGAGAAAAUGAGCGAUGGGCUAUUGGUUCUGAGCGGUAGUAGUUUAUUGUAUGCUUCAUUGCUUGCGUUGAUCUCACCAAGUAAGGACCAGGAACAACAGUUACAGAAUGAUGGCCCGAUCCCAGUGUCGGGUUCUGUUUUAGAGAUGGGCGAAGGUGUUACCACUGAAGAGAAAAUAGAACAAGAAUCACUUCCAGAUGUCAGAUUGUUACUCUUGGGUAUCUUUAUCCCGUUAAUGAUCUCUUUCUUCGCUCCUCAUGAUAGCUAA